This is a messenger RNA of Cavenderia fasciculata, 1968 nucleotides long. RefSeq names its product UPF0557 family protein. The record is from RefSeq and is a predicted model, not a curated record. Lineage: Eukaryota; Evosea; Eumycetozoa; Acytosteliales; Cavenderiaceae. The transcript has 3 exons. Bases 1 to 1968 code for a protein of 655 amino acids. Gene Ontology annotation, molecular function: chromatin binding. Gene Ontology annotation, biological process: DNA-templated DNA replication.
AUGGAUACAGAUACAAACAUCAACAAUAGAUCAAUAGAUAAUCCUAUAACAGUGAUUGAAGAGUUAUUUCAAAAGAACUGUCAAUCUCUAGUUAAUCAAACAAGAUCAUCACCAUUUAAUCAAAACACAGCAGCAUCUGAAGAAGAUGAACUAGAGAAUCUAAACAUUGUAAAGAAAUGGGGUAUUACAGAUCACUUUGAAAAGCUACUAGCAGACGAUGCGAUCUAUCAAUCACUACCACAAGUUAGAUCAGUUAGUGAAAGUGAUGCUAGUAUUGGUAGAUUGGUUCGAAUGAAAUGUAUGGUACAAGAUAUCUUUGAUCCUCAAUUUUAUAGUGGUCUAUGUAGAAUUAAAAAUACAAACACCAAUCAAAUUAGAUAUGAAACAAAUGCAUUUAAAAAUAGUAUAGAAAAUAUUGGUCAAGAUGAAGUUAUUGAUCAUCAUUUUGAAGGUGUAACAUUUGAAAGAGGGAUGUUAUUUUGUAUCCCUAUUCCUUGUCAAAAUAAUUGGGCUGUUGGUGAUUUGAUUAAUAAUAAUAAUAAUAAUAACCAACAAGAAAAGGUAGAGGUACCUGCAACAACAGAGAAAAAAUCAACUAAAAGAUCACUUGAAAAUGAUGAUAUACCAAUGGUAGAAGAAAUCAAAGAAGAUGAUCAAAAGAUUAAAAAGAAUAAUAAUAAUAAUAAUAAUAAUGAUAGUACCACCACUUCAAAAGCAACUUCAACAUCAAUGUAUGAAAAAGAAUCAGAGAUUAAAAAAGCAUACAAUUAUCCUAUAUCAGGGAUUGAUGGUCAUUUAUCACCAUUUAUUGUAAAGACAUAUGAUGGAAAGGACCAAGAAUUCAAGAUUAAUGAAAUAGUAGAGUUUGUUGGAGUCGUUUCAAAGUUUAGUCCCUCUUCACCAACACUCGACAAUAAUGAACAGAUUGACCAAAUGACCGAUAUUUUAAUGAAUGGAUUAGAGAUUGAAGAUCAAUCACAUAAAAUACCAGAAAGUCUAGUUCCACAACUUCAUGCAAUUGCAUAUCGUCAAAUAGAUCCAUACCUCUUACCAAACUCUACAACUCCAUUCAACAACAACAACAACAAUAGUCAACAAUCAACUAAUCAACAACCAACCAUUGAAUCAAUUUUAGAAAUUAGAAAAGAAUUGAUCACAUAUCUAACCAAUCAAUUAAAUGGAGAUAGUACUGCAGCAGAAUAUUUCCUAGUCUAUCUAUUUUCAAAGGUAUAUUUGGUUGCACAAGGAUUGUGUCUUGGUAAUUUCUCGUUAAAUGUGAUCAUCAAUCAAAAUGAUCAAGAAAUCGUAGACACGUUGGAAGAAUUGUUGCAACAGUUGGUGUCUAGAUCACAUCGAUUCAAGAUGACUGUCGACAAUUUAGAUGACGGUGAUAUUAUCCCAUUCAAGGAUUAUGACCGUAACCGUAUUGUAUCUGGACUCUUGCAACUACCGAAAAACACUCAUCUCAUCAUUGACGAGACACAGUUGCGUGAAGGUACACUUCACAAACAAGGUCUAAGAAAUCUUCAAGCCAUCAAAGAUUUGGCACUCUUUCAACGUGUCGAAUAUGAUUUUGAAUAUCAUCCAAUUGAAAUUAAAACUGAUAUUCAAUUAUUAAUUACUAGUUUUGGUAAAUCUUUAACUCCUGCAUUUUGUCAAGUUAAAUUAAAUAAAAAAUCUUUAGAACAAAUUAAAAAAGAAGAACCAAGUAAAGAGAAAUUAAAUCAAUUUAGACAAUAUAUUGGAUUAUUAAUGAAUAAUGGAUUAGAGGCAUCAAGUCAACAAGUAACAAAAGCAAUUGAGGAUGAUUUUGUUGGUACAAGACAAAGAGAUCCAGAUACUCCUCAAGAAAUAUUCCAUUAUUGGCUUACCUUGGCAAGAAUAUUGGCCAUUUCAUUUGGCGAGAAAUCAAUUUCACUUGAAAGAUGGAAUUAUAUGAAACAAUUGGAACUAAAAAGAAUUAUUUAA